AUGCUCGGUCCAAGACGACAAUCUGCCGUCCCUUCCAUUCCCCCUUCUCCUUCGUCAUCUCAUCUUCCUCGUCCUAGCUCCCAGACCAGUAAUUAUGGUCACGGGACGAGCAAGAUACAUCAUCAUGAACUACAAGCUUCUGGGAGUAACGAAGGGGAGAGUAGGAACGUGCGGGUCGUGGUCAGAAUACGUCCCGCAGACGCAGACGAUCCGUCAGUCCCACCUCGUUUCAGACAAACACUCGUACACCCCAUAUCGCCCUCUGAACUCCGGGUGGACGUCGAUCCUGCGGCUCUCGCUGGAAACGCGCCUGGAAGUCUCAGUCUGACCGGAGCGGGUAAAAGACAUCCCACUUUUGUAUUCGAUCACGUACUCGACGAGGCCGCGUCCCAAGUCGCGUUGUACGAGUCGACGGCGAAGGAUGUGAUUGAUGAUUUUCUCAAAGGACACAAUGUCACUUUCCUUGCAUAUGGUCAAACCAGUUCUGGAAAGUCUUACUCCAUGGGUACGACUGGAGAACAUAGUGAUUACUCUGGAGCCGAAUUAAAUCCACGAACCGGUCUUAUACCCCGUACCGUUCAAGCCAUCUUCGAGAAAGCUGAAGAGUUACGUAUCGCCGCCGGUCCGGGAGCUAGUUGGGAAUGUCGUUUAUCUUUCCUCGAAUUGUAUAAUGAAGAAAUCAUCGACCUUCUUUCAGGAACAGGGGUUCAGAUCGCCAUCAGAGAAGAAAGGGAUGGUCGUAUCAUAUGGGCUGGGGUGAGAGAAGUGAGAGUGUCAAAUUUGGCGGAGGUAAUGCAGUACCUACAAGAAGGAUCAGAGAGGCGUCAGACUGGAAGCACAAGUAUGAACGCGACAAGUUCGAGAAGUCAUGCCAUCUUUUCCCUCACAAUGAUUCAAAAACGUCCAGUGACCAUGCCCUCCUCCACACCUAGUCCCAUGCGGUCAGAGACACCGACCAAGCUCAAACGUCCGUCAUCAACCAUCGGUUUCCCUCCAGCUCGAUCACCGACGCCGAGUAGUCGAGGACCACCCAGUAGUUUCCAAACCAUCGGUUCUCGAGUGGGAGGAUUAUCACGCCCGAUAUCGAUGCAACUCGCUCCUUCGAAAGAAGAUGAUUUCGUCGUAGUCACCAGUAAAUUUAACAUGGUCGAUCUGGCAGGGUCAGAGAGAUUGAAACGAACCGCAGCACAAGGUGAAAGGAUGAAAGAAGGUAUUUCGAUCAACUCGGGUUUGCUUGCACUCGGUAACGUCAUUUCCACCCUUGCGGAUCCCGUGAAAGCCAAAGGUCACAUACCCUACCGCGAUUCCAAACUCACUCGAAUGCUUCAAGACUCCAUUGGUGGUAACGCUCUCACCACAAUGAUCGCCUGUGUCUCAGGAAUAGAGUACAACAUCGGUGAAACGCUCAACACUAUCAAGUACGCUUCGAGGGCGAGAAAUAUAAAGAAUUCGGCCAAGAUCAAUCAGAUAGAAGUUGGGUGGGACGAUGUGGAGCAUUUGCAAGCGACCGUCCUCAAGCUACGCAAGCAACUCGCUAGUGUAGAAGGUGAGGGCAGAAGCAGUGUACCUGCUUCAGAGGAGAACCAGCGUCAUGCUGAGAAACUACUGGGAAGGCUUGCCGAGCUACAAAGAGAACAUACAGAUCUAUAUGAUCGAUAUUUGCAGAAGUGUAGCGAUAAUAUGCGUCUCACGAACGAACUGCGCACCACCAAACCCGGAGACGGUGACGCUUUAGCCAAGUUCAACGAGACGGUCGAACCUGUCAUUUUGGAGUACGAGAAGGUCGUUGCAGUGCUGAACAAGCAGCUGGACGAUUUGCGGCUGGAAAUUGUCGCUUUGAAUGAUCUGUACGAAGAUCAGGGGAGGCAGCUGCAGGAAGCUCAACAGAGAUUUGCACAAAACGAGACGUACGUGGUGGAACUGCGGAACCGAUUGGCCAAAUUGACUGAGCGCAAUUCCUCCAGCGAGUCCUAUAUCCACGAUAUCGAGGCCAAGCUCAAAGCACACUCGGACAAGGAUGACAAUCACUGUGGUGUCGUCGGCGAUCUUAAAAAGGAAAUAGUCAAGCUGAAGGAGGGAAACGCCAGGCUGGAACAACACACUCUGGAGCUCGAAGCGCGUUUGGCCAAGACAGAUGCUCAUGCAGCAACACUCGUCACUCAAAUCGAACAACAUGAGAAGGAGGCCGAACGACGGGAAGCUUCAUUCCGAGAUCUGGAAUCGCAUAUCGCCCUUCUCGAUACGAGCAAAGACAAUAAACUCUUACUGGAAGAGCUCGAGAAGAAAGACGCUCGUAUUGUUGAAUUGGAGAAAGCGGAGGAAGAACGUAAUGCUACUAUUCCCGUCCUCGUUCACGAUCAACAAAUGUCAGCCAGCAGCGAUGAUGGUCGCGACUUGGCUGAGGAACUAUCUAGCGAGCAAAUGACCCGAGUCCCUUCGACACAGAGCAGCAAGACGUUUGGGAUCAGCCUCGAACCACGUCUCGAGCCGACUCCCUCUCGAGCGCCCAGCAAGACAGUACAAGACCUCACCCCACCUCACAGCCCAGCAGCUCAGGGCAUAGCCGCUAAGGAAGCCGAGCUGGAAGCAUUACGUGACAUGCUUGGAGAAAUGUCCGCCAGGUGUGCAGCGGCCGAAAAUCGAUGCAACGACGCCGAGGGCAAGAUCGCUGAACUUCAGUCGCAAUUGACAGAGGCAAAACUCAUCACCGCGGAACUGGAAGAUUCCGUCGUCACUCCGUCUCUCGCUUCACCCCGAGAGGAUGACAUGACAACAGAGGAUGAAUCGAUGUUGCAGACACCACAGGGUCUGAGUCCAGUGCCGUCUCCUACAAAAGGGGUGAAAGGUUCGAGAAGAGGAUCGAUGCCGAUCUUAACAGGAGCGAAAGUAAAGGAUUUUCGAGGGGGGAGGGGAUACGGAGAAAGAAGUCGACGGCCACAAUCGCUGUCGCAGGAGCUGUCCUCUGCGUCUCUGUCGCAUAUCUCGCCACGUUCUUCAUGGUCCGGGUCUAGCUCGAUGCUACUCGGUGCAUCACCCACCCGACUUGGAGCGAAUGGUUCAUCACCUGACAAAUCUCUGCGGUCUUAUCAGUCCGUAGAGGCCGAAUUGAAAUUUGUCCAUAAAGUGGUUCAAGAACGUGAUGAUGAAUUACGAGAACGUGAGAAUUAUAUCAGAGAACUCGAAGCUCGUCUCCGUGAGACGCGUGAAUUCCCCUCCCCUAACGAAAAUGCCAAUACGAACACUCUUGAGAUCGCUCUUGCCCCUCAAACCCCCGCCAAAAUUUCCCCUCAGCCUAAAGAAUUCCCUCUCCCCGCUAGUCCUCCAACCCCUAUCGUCAAGAUUACCGCCGCAGAUGUGCAAGAAACUAUUCUCAGCUCACCUGUCAUCGAACAGUCUAGUCCGGCUUUAUCAUCAUCCACCUCAGACAAAAGGAUCAAGGUCAACGAUGCCGAGCGAGUGGCGGAACUGCAAGAGAUGAUGGCCGUUAAAGAAGCUUCUCAUCGUGAAGUCAUCGAGCAGCAGUUCAUUCAGAUAGCCGAUCUACAGAAGGCGAACAACAAACUUCGUCAAGAACUUGGAGCCAGUCACCCUGAACUGGCCGAAGAGCUGGAAGAGAUGAAACGCGAGAAAUCUGCGCUUCUCGAAGAACGCACUCAGGCUCUGAGCCAACUCGUCUCUGAGAUUGAAACUCACAAAGCUGCCAUGGAGCGGUUGACGGAGACGACCGAUCGACAAAAGGCGGAACAUGAGGCGGAUAUGGAGAAGGUGCGAGUGAACUUUUCGACAAGUUAUCAACAAAUGCAAGCUAAACAUGCCACCGAGCUGGAACGUUUGAAAGCUGAGCAUGCCAAGGAUCUUGUGGAAAUUGAGGCGCAGACUACACAGGCUGCCGAGGAAGUGCGAGCGAAGCUGCUCCUCCGCACAGCACAUGAGAAGAGUAUCGCUGACUUGGAAGCAUCUCAUCAUCGAGAGCUUGCGGAUCUUCGGUCGUCGCAUGAGACUGCCAUGACCGAUCUACAAAAAGAACAUGAAGAGAAACUUGCUGUCUUACAAGCGGAAAGUGAUGCCAUGGUGGCGGAUAUGGAACAGAUGUUGAAUACCUCUGAGGAUCAAAGACGUCAGCUCAAGAUGAAAGCUGAUCAAACAAUGUUUGAGUUAUCGCGAGUUCGGGAUGAACAUCAAGUUCAACGUAAUAACGAUCUUCGACAGAUAACUGAAUUGAGCAAGUUACGUGGUCAGUACGAAAAGACUAUCUCGGAUCUUCAAGUGGUGAACGCGGAAUUACAGAAGAAAGUGGAUUCAGAACAUCGUCUCAGUCGUAAAGCUUCUGCUUUACCUCCUUCUGGACCUCCCCCAAGCGUCCCACUUCCACCACUUCCAUUCUCACCAGCAUCGUCGAGUGGUUCGUCCCCGAAAGCUCCGAUCGUUUUCGGUUCACCUGUGAUAUCCACGGGUAGGUUGUCAGAGGGCAGUCAUGAUUCUGCAGAAGGGGUGAAUGGGAGUGCGAAUGGACAAGCUAUCCAAAAAGUCGUAGAGGAGAGAGAUGUCAUACUGCAGGAGAAAGAGAACUUGACAAAGAGGUUGGAAGAGGAAGAGAAGAAGUUACAUCUUGCUGAAUCCCGAUUGAAAGAAGAAGAACAGAAAACUGUUAGUCUUACUAGAGAAUUGGCCGAUACACGUAAGACGAAUUCUAGACUCCGAGCUCAUCUUGAAGAAGCGCGUCAAGAGAAUAAACGCACUUCUGACGCUUGUGUGGUUCAUAUGCAAGAGUUGGAGGAACGGAGAGAUAAGAUGCAAAACCUCUCUGAUGAGAGUGCUAGGGGAAGGGAUAGUUUGACGGCUGCCAAUGCUCAGAUUAUGCACUUGAAAGCGGCUUUGGACAAGGCUUCGGAUGCGAAGGUGAACAAGAGGAUGCUCAAGGUGAGUUGGUUCCGCGAGUCUUUUCCACCCCUCCUGCUUGACCUGCUGCGCCCCAGCUCCAAUCAUUCCAAUCUUCCAGUGACUUCUCAUUCCAAAACCAUGCAAGCAAUCCUUUCUUCAUAA
Messenger RNA from Tremella mesenterica DSM 1558, 5043 nucleotides. RefSeq lists its product as uncharacterized. Gene Ontology annotation, molecular function: microtubule binding; ATP binding; microtubule motor activity. The record is from RefSeq and is a predicted model, not a curated record. The transcript has 8 exons. The coding region runs from base 1 to 5043 and encodes 1680 amino acids. Gene Ontology annotation, biological process: microtubule-based movement; mitotic spindle organization. Lineage: Eukaryota; Fungi; Basidiomycota; Tremellomycetes; Tremellales; Tremellaceae.